AUGUCGGACACUAUGACCAAAAGUGCUCAACCGGCAAAGCAGAAGUUGGAGGAUCUUCUCGACGAAAUAAAAGCGGUGAACUUGACGCCUCCUGAUCAACAUUUAUCGGUGGAUGAAAAGCAGCAGCCAUUUGAACUCAAGAAGACUGUAGAAGAAAAAAUAAGGCGUCUGAAACUCUAUGAUAUGUACAAAGAUGAGUUUGAGCUAAUGGCACAGCGCUUACAACAAUGCAAGAUAAAUAUCGAACCAUUCAAACAAAGGGGCCCCUCUCAAAUGUCUCGUCAGACAGUAAAUUUGCCACAGUUACCACUACUAACAUUCAGUGGUGACCCGAAAUUAUGGAGAAAAUUCCGGGGUAGUUUUGAUGCAGCGGUACAUCUCCAAAAAAUACCCGAUAUUCAAAAAUUAAAUUAUUUGAUCUCAUGUCUCAAAGGAAACGCCCUACAAGCUGUCAAAGGCUAUGAUAUUAGAAACGCCCUACAAGCUGUCAAAGGCUAUGAUAUUACGCCAGGAAACUACGACGUCAUAAGAAAAGUUUUGGUCGAGAAGUUUGGAAACUCAUGUACCAUAAAGAAGUUGUACAAUGAGAGUAGAAAACAACUAUCGAAACUAUGGAAAGAAUACUUUGACAACUUUGAAGCAAUGGGUGAGUGUUUGGAGCAUUCAAGCAUUGAAAUUAUUAUCGAAAGUAGAUUGCCAGUUUGGAUAUUGGACAAAGUCUACCAACAAAAAAAGUACCAGGAAUUCUGGUCGGUCGUUAGAUUCCGAAAAUUCCUGCAAGAACUAGUCCAAAGAAAUGAGAAAAUACAGAGAAGAGACUACGACGUCAUAAGAAAAGUUUUGGUCGAGAAGUUUGGAAACUCAUGUACCAUAAAGAAGUUGUACAAUGAGAGUAGAAAACAACUAUCGAAACUAUGGAAAGAAUACUUUGACAACUUUGAAGCAAUGGGUGAGUGUUUGGAGCAUUCAAGCAUUGAAAUUAUUAUCGAAAGUAGAUUGCCAGUUUGGAUAUUGGACAAAGUCUACCAACAAAAAAAGUACCAGGAAUUCUGGUCGGUCGUUAGAUUCCGAAAAUUCCUGCAAGAACUAGUCCAAAGAAAUGAGAAAAUACAGAGAAGUCAGGCCUCUAGUAGUGGAUACCAACGAAAAUCAAUCGAGUCGAAGUCGAGUCACAACCCACGCAGUGCCAGAGGAGAGACGUCUGCUUUGGCCGCCAUCAGGCAGCCCAAACUAAACGAUAGUAAAAGGAUCACAAACUCAAGAAAAUACCCUGAAAGUAAUAAAAUACGAAGACCUUGUUUAUUUUGCAAAGAGGAUCAUUGGGAAAACAAAUGUCAAGUAUACCGAACAGCAAAUCACCGGUUGGAGCGCUUGAAAACAAUCGGGACGUGUCUGAAUUGCUUACAAAAGGGCCACAUAGCAAAGGAUUGCCGAAAAUUAAAGAAAUUAUGCUUUCAUUGCAAAGGAAGAUAUAUUCAGCGCUAUGCACCAACCACCGCAAAGAUACUAGACCAGAAAAACCGUGAGAAGAGUUGGAGCCAACGCGUCACAAACCCAAAUAUUCCGAAAUUCCAAACGAGAGCGUUGGCACUAUUUGAUUUGGGCCUGCAGCUGUCAUUCAUAUCAACUAAUUUAGCAAAAAGGCUACACAUUCGAGUGGCGGCAGACGAGAGAUUAAGUAUUGCUUCAUUCGGCAAUAAAUUACCGAAGAAAUGCAAUUCAACCAAAGCAGAGUUCUAUAAUGGGAAGAAAAAAUUCAGAAGGGAUAGACGGUUACUGGAAGUAGCUCGAAAUACUUAUUGGCGUCAAAGACUUCUUCAGAAUCAACUGUGGUCAGGCAUAAUUGAGGAAGUUCAUCCUGAUGUGGAUCAAGAGGGUAUAAUUCUCUAUUUACUUCAUUAUGAAGUAAUAUGCCCACACAAACCUAUAACAAAACUCGAGAUGAUCCAUGAUGCUUCGGCGUAUCUCAAAGGAACAAAAAGUUUAAACGAAAUCCUAUAUCGCGGACCUAUCAUGCUUCUAGAUUUAGUAGGAAUACUAUUGCGCUCUCGAAUGAUGAAGAAUGUAAUCAUAGCCGAUGUCGAGAAGACAUUUUUACAAUCGUAA
Molecule: messenger RNA, 2106 nt
Organism: Loa loa (African eye worm)
Lineage: Eukaryota; Metazoa; Nematoda; Chromadorea; Rhabditida; Onchocercidae
Product: zinc knuckle family protein
Exons: 6
Coding region: 1-2106 (701 amino acids)
Molecular function (GO): zinc ion binding; nucleic acid binding
Source: RefSeq, a predicted model, not a curated record